AUGGAUUACCUGCUGGUGUUGAAGGCAACCCCUAGAAAGCGCUGCUGCCUCAAUGGAUGCCCUACCUCAGGGUUUGGCAUGCGCUUCUCACCCGCAAAGUGUAAAAUGCUACUGCAAGGCUGGGUAGGCUCGAACUCUAGCCUCAUGCUUGCGGAUGAGCACCUUGAGGUAGUAGACAAGUUAAUCUACUUGGGCAGCUGUAUCAGUACCAGAACCAAGACUUCUACCACACCUGUCAUAACACCCAAGUUGCUGGCAGAGCCCACAGCUCGCGAACCCAGAACUUUUUGCUCGACUGGACAUGAGCAGCGGAACAUCUAUAGCCCAUUUUCGUCCCUUGAAACACACUUGGGCCCAAGAUGUCUGCUCCAGGAGAUGAAGUCGUUGCUGAGGACGAUGGGUCUGGCUACAAGGUCCCAGCGAAGAAAACCCUCGAGGAGAUUAAAAAGAUGGAUGAAGAAGAUGAGAGUCUCAGGCGAUACAAAGAAGCGCUGUUGGGCAGCGCAGCAAACGCAAUUCCUUGUAUGUUCUCACCCUUCUUACCCCCUUUCUUUCACAGUCCCGCAGAAUCCCAAAUCCGUCAUUCUAGAAAGCUUCACUAUUUGUGUGGAAAAUCAACCGGAGCGGACAAUUAGUUUAAUGGGUGCUUUGGCCAAUACGACGUGCGAAGCUAUUCCGAUUCCCGAAGGUGCCAAUUAUCAUAUCAAAGUCAACUACUACGUUCAGCGGGACAUUGUGACUGGCUUACAGUAUGCCCAGAGUGUCUAUCGUGGACCCGUUAGAGUCGAUCGUUCCAGUGCGAUGAUGGGGAGCUAUGCACCACAAAAUGAGGUACGCGUCUGGAAGUCAGACACAUUUGAGGCUCCCAAGGGAGCAAUGCAUCGUGGCACCUAUCACAUCAAGAGUCGUUUUGUCGAUGCGGAUAAAAACGAGUACGUGUCAUGGAAGUGGGAUAUCCAAGUGGUUAAAGCAUCCGGAUGA
Molecule: messenger RNA, 981 nt
Organism: Opisthorchis viverrini
Lineage: Eukaryota; Metazoa; Platyhelminthes; Trematoda; Opisthorchiida; Opisthorchiidae
Exons: 4
Coding region: 1-981 (326 amino acids)
Biological process (GO): Rho protein signal transduction
Cellular component (GO): cytoplasm; cytosol; membrane
Molecular function (GO): protein binding; Rho GDP-dissociation inhibitor activity
Source: RefSeq, a predicted model, not a curated record